CGCUGGCGCUCUGCCAGCCAUGGUGCGCAUGCGUGUGCUAAAUAGCUACACGAAAUUUUUACUUCUUUCAUUUCCCAAAACUAAGAGUAGUAGCGUUUGACAGCGAUGCUCAAAUUAUAGUAAUAUUUAGUUAGAUUAUAGUGUCAGUGAUAUUAAACAUAAGAAAGUGUUGUGAAUAAUGUCGCCCAAGUGUCCAGUGCCGCCGUUGCAAGAGAUCACGCUUUCCUUGGUGGCGAGACAACUCAUCCAUACCCUGACGCGUGUGUCCUCAGAAGAAGAUGUCGCGCUACCGUUCGCUAUGGUUACUUCUUACUAUGAAAGCAUGGGCGCCACGAGCGACAUCUUCCAAGAUCUCAUUAAUUUAAUACUCAGCUCAGAAUACCUUGAUCCAUCUAUCAGAUAUUAUUCAAUGCGACUGCUGCUCAAAGAAAACGUAAAAACAUUAGCGACAGGAAUUUUUCCGUGCCCUUACUAUGGGAAAGUACUUGAUUUGAUUAUCGAGCAAGGGCGACACUUGACCUCGCUAAAUUUAAAAGGAGUUUGGGUCAAAGAUGAGCAUUUAACGCUCAUGUAUCACUUAAUCAAGAAUCUACCUAGUUUGACUGUACUUAAUAUACCUUACAUCGCCAAUGAUGAAGUGCUUAAGUAUAUUGGUGAACAUAAUAAAGUUUUGAAGCUCUUGGAUGUGUCUGGGGAGACGGAUAUUACAGAGAUAGGUAUAGAUGCAAUGUUACGUGGUAAUCCCCAACUUACACAAAGCUUGACUGUUGUAAACAUUGGUAUGUACGGCGAGGAGAAUAUUGAUCACACAGAUGUGGCGCUACUGAUACGUCAAUUACCGAAUCUCACCAACCUCGGUAGUUAUUCGUUCGUCGGAAAAUCUAUUUACCAUAUUUAUAAUAGUGAUUGUCCUCCAGGUUUCAAAACGAAACUGCAAUAUUUACACGAUGUUCAAACGAAUAUGCGCAUGAUGAAAGCGAUACUCGCGCUAUGUCCGAUGCUAGAAACUAUUUAUUUAGAGGAACCAGAUCAAGGCGUUCUCCAACAAGUGAAGGAAUUAAAUAAUAUAAACAAAAUCAAACUGAACAAAUUCCAAUGUCAUGAGUUGCACCAAUUGUUGGAUAAAAUAGGAUACAAAAUCGUAACCCUUAUGCUCUCGGCAUCACAGGGGUCGUUCAACUUUACCAGGAUAGCAGAGACGUGUAGGAACUUAGAAAGUAUAGAAUUCUAUCAGAUACAUACUGCCACACACGAGGAAGAGAUACCGUUCAAUAAAUUGGAACAUAUUGAGAUUAUACACGGAAACUUAUCGCCUUCAUGUCUCAAGUACCUGAUGACGGCCAGCCCAAAUUUAAAGAAAUUAAUUAUUGGAGAUGAAAUCAAGCUCGAUGACGACGAUAUGUCAAGAAUGGUCCGCCGAUACAAGUUUGAGAAUCUUGAAGGCAUCUGGUUCCCAAACGCUCCACGGUUAACGCGAGACACCGUAGAGCUUCUGAUGGAGUGCUGCCCCAAGCUUCAGAGUUUAGGCCAACUAAGUGGGUGGCGGUUCACCCCAGACGAUAUGAUGCUCAUGAGAGCCAUUAUAGCUAGUACGAAUACGGACCUAGUGCUAUCACCACUUGGUAUAUUUCAACAAGGGAAUUAG
This is a messenger RNA of Galleria mellonella (greater wax moth), 1645 nucleotides long. RefSeq lists its product as uncharacterized. Gene Ontology annotation, cellular component: SCF ubiquitin ligase complex. The transcript has 2 exons. Lineage: Eukaryota; Metazoa; Arthropoda; Insecta; Lepidoptera; Pyralidae. The record is from RefSeq and is a predicted model, not a curated record. Gene Ontology annotation, biological process: SCF-dependent proteasomal ubiquitin-dependent protein catabolic process. The coding region runs from base 179 to 1645 and encodes 488 amino acids.